GCGGCCACGACUCUCGGUCGUAUCUCUUCUCUUAGACCUCGGUCACCACAUAAUCCCCGGAUUUACUACCUGACCUUCCUCUCCUGUCUUGGAUCUUGGAUGUUCGGCUACAACAACGGCGUUAUAGCUGGUGUCUUGGUCCUCCCAUCUUUCUACCGAGAUUUCAACCUUCCCACUGUUGGCACCAAAGAAUAUAACAAUGUCACGGGUAAUAUCGUCUCACUGCUACAGAUUGGCGGAUUGGUCGGGAGCCUAGGGACUUUCGGUGUCAUGAAAUACUGGGGAAGGAGAGGGGCGAUGAUUGCGUCCGGAGCUGUGUACCUAGUUGGCGCGGUGAUGCAGACGUUCUGUCAUGGUGGGCUGCCCUUGAUGUUUGCAGGCCGAUUCUUCAGUGGUAUCGGAACCGGGGGUGCCACUGUUGUCGUCCCAUUGUACAUAGCCGAGCUCGCGCCCCCAUCAAUCCGCGGCUCCCUCGUCGGCAUCUACGAAAUCAACAACCAGCUCUCCUCCCUCAUGGGCUACUGGUGCAACUACAUCGUAAACGAAUACAUCCCCUCCACCUCCUCCCGACAAUGGCAGAUCCCCCUUGCCGUGCAGAUCGUGCCAUCUGCCCUGCUAAUCCUAGCCGCUAUCUUCAUCCUCCCCGAGUCACCCCGCCUCCUCGUCAAAAGAGGCAACAAACUCCAAGCUCGCAAGAACCUAGCUUGGGUUAGAAAACUUGAUCCGGAUCAUGAACUCGUGAAUCGCGAGAUGGAGGAGAUUGGGGAUGCGAUUCGCAUGCAAGAUACGCCGCCACCGAGGGUGCUGCAUAGACAUAGUGGCGGAAAGUUGGGCUUGUUUAAGGAGCUUUGUUGGAAGGGGAAUAGGGAAAGGGUUCUGAUUGCGCUGGGGCUUAUGUUUGGACAGAAUUUGACCGGGAUUCAGGGGGUUAAUUUUUAUACGCCGACUGUGUUUAAGAGUAUUGGGUUUGAUGGGACGAGGGUUGUGUUGUUGGCUUCUGGCAUGUACGCAGCGGUCAAGACAAUUGCCACUAUCCUCUCCCUCUCUUUCUUUAUCGAUCGUUUAGGCCGCCGCAAGCUACUGCUUACCAGCUCUGUCGGUACGAGUUUGGCUCUGUGGUACAUCGGUGCUUUCGUCACCGCCAAACAUAUCGACCUCUCGAAGCCCCAGGAGAAGAGUGUCGCUGGUUGGAUUGCUAUUGUCUGCGUUUACAUCUAUGCCGCAUUCUUCUCCUUCGCCUGGAACGGCGUAGUCUGGGUCUACUGUGCCGAAAUAUUCCCCAUCCGCAUCAAAGAGCUCGCAGCCUGCAUCUGCACCGCAACGCAAUGGCUCUCCCAAUUCGCCAUCGCUCGGGCUUCCCCAACCAUGCUCACGGAGUGGAAAGGCGGCUUUUUCUUCUUCUUCGCGAGCUGUUUGGUGGUAAUGGGGAGCUUAGUUUUCUGGUUGGUACCCGAGACGAAGGGAAAGACGCUCGAGAGAAUGGAUGAUGUGUUUGGGAGUGCGUAUGGGGAUGUUGUGGAGGUGGAGUUGGGGAACUACAGGAGGGAGGGGAGGGAGAAGGGGAUUUUUGAGAGGGGCAAGGUGAAGCCUGUCGAUGAGGAGGGGGGUGUUACAGAAGUGGUUGAGAAUUGAAUUCUUUCGAGGUAAUGGGACUUAAUAAUUGUCAAAAGGGGGAUUUCGAGUCGGGUAAUGUUUGGAGGUUCUGGGGAGCAUAAUAAUGAGGAGGGGAAAGAGCCUCGGAUCUAAAAGGAGUUCUUGGAUUUUGGAGAAAUUGGGAUACAAAUUGACACAAACACUCUACAAGCACUUCUCAAAAAAACAUGAAAAUCCGUCAAAACUCUU
Molecule: messenger RNA, 1842 nt
Organism: Hyaloscypha bicolor E
Lineage: Eukaryota; Fungi; Ascomycota; Leotiomycetes; Helotiales; Hyaloscyphaceae
Product: general substrate transporter
Exons: 6
Coding region: 100-1632 (510 amino acids)
Biological process (GO): carbohydrate transport; transmembrane transport
Cellular component (GO): membrane
Molecular function (GO): carbohydrate:proton symporter activity
Source: RefSeq, a predicted model, not a curated record